UUAAUGGGUGAUUCUAAAUUGUCUGUAGGUGUGAAUGUGAGUGUGAUUGUUAGCCCUGUGAUAGACUGGUGACCUGUCCAGGGUGUCCCCUGCCUUCACCCUAAGUCAGCUGGGAUAGACUCCAUGACCCUUAGACAAUGAAUGGAUGGAAGCUGUCCUCCAUGCAACAAGGCACCUGAGGCACAGAGUUACUAAUUGUGUACUCACUCGUAAUGAGUAACAACAUGGAAAUGUCACCAACAGAAAACACAGUUAACACUAGAGAUCACAAUAGUUCCUCUGUUGCAGAGCGUACUGGGAACACAUGCCUGCUCCCAGCAUUAUGUUGAGGUUCUGACACACCUCUGUUUGACCUCUCAGACACCCAGAUCAGCUGCAGUUUAACUUUGGGUCAGCUGAACUGGUGCUCAUUUUGACAGAGCAGAUGGGCUCAGUUUAGCACGGCUGUGUUUAAAAAUGCAGUAAAUUUUGGUUUACCCAGACUGGUUGUAAACCUCUGCUUGGUGACAAAGCAGUGGCCCCAGCAGCUGAGCUCUCCUGACAUGUUUCUGUCACUGCAGAAAUGCAAAGUGCACUGGCUGUAAUAAAUGAUCUGCUUCAACGAGGUGCUGCUUUACUGUACAGAAGCUCAGAGAAGUGAGUAGACAACUGUAAGGUGGAGGCAGAGUGAGUGAGAGCUAUUGAUACAUGUAUUAAAUAGAUAUGAUAUGUUACUGUCUACUGUGGAAAUGUAACAUACAUAUUGUGUGAAAUUAGAAGUUGGUUUGAAUACAGAUGUGCAAGAAAACCCAGGGAAUGCCAAUAAUGGAUAGAAUAUCUAAAGUAAGACAGUUAGACUUACUUCAGAAUAAGUAAGCAGUUCCUCAUAAAGGUUGUUUCAAAGUUCAACUUUUAUCUUUCUCAUCAUGGUGAACAGCUUGUCAGAAGAUCUAUGCCUCUUAGUUUAGUAGGCAUUAACUACAAAGCAGCAACGACUGGCACCAAGUCAUCUGAACCUGCUGAAAUAGUCUGUUUAAAUCACUUUUGUUACAAGAGGUUUGCGAGAUGAAAUACUGCAGUACUCGUGGUGGGGUCCAUGGAUGGGACUUCCGGGAUGUGCUGUUUUCAGGCUUUGCACCAGACGGAGGGAUGUUCAUGCCAGAGAGUUUGCCUGUGCUUAGCUCAGACACCCUGAGGUGCUGGAAGGGGCUACCUUACACCAAACUGGUGGUGGAGGUUGCCUCACUGUUCAUUCCCACUCAGUUGAUCCCCAGAGAUGAUCUUGAAGUCCUGGUGGGUGAAGCCCUGUCUGGUUUCUCUGUGCCUGAGGUUGUCAGAAUUGCCCGGCUGAAGAACGGUUUGUCUGUCUUGGAGCUCUUUCAUGGAGACACCUUGGCCUUUAAGGACUUAGCUAUGACCUGCACUGUGCGCUUCCUCGACUACUUCCUGCGAAAAGAGAAUCGCAGAGCUAUGGUUCUUGUAGGUACAUCAGGGGACACUGGUGGCUCAGCCAUCCAGAGUGCAAAAGGUCUCCCUGGGUUGGAUGUGGUGGUGGUUUACCCCCGAGGACGCAUCACUCCAGUGCAAGAGAGACACAUGAUCUCCUGUGUGCAAGAUAAUGUCCAUGUGUUUGCAGCGGACGGCAGCUCAGAUGACAUAGACCAGCCUCUGCGCCGUCUGUUUGCUGACCAGGACCUGGUGAAGUCUCAUGGCCUUAUGAGCCUCAACUCAGUCAACUUCUCUAGAGUCAUGAUACAACUCGCCCACUUCAUCUAUGCUUAUCUGGAGCUCAGUGGAAUGGAAAAGGCCGACGCUGACACAGCCCUGCCUGAGCUGGAGGUGGUGGUUCCAACUGGAGGGGCAGGAAACAUUGCAGCUGGCUACAUCCUAAAGCAGAUGGGCUUGCCCCUGAAACUGGUUGCCAUGGUGAAUUCUAAUGACAUAGUACACAGGACAGUAACUACUGGGGACUUUUCCAUGGCAGCUAAUGUCACACAAACUUUGGCCCCUGCUAUAGACAUCCAGGACCCGUACAACAUGGAACGAGUGUUCUGGCUGCUGCUCGGCAGAAAUGAAGCUUUAGUAAAGACCAUGAUGGAGAAGUUUCAACGUUCACAUAGACACACUCUGCCUGAAAACCACCGCAAACUGCUGUCACAGGUUCUAUCGACUGGCACAGUGACUGAUGAAGGGAUCCUGGAGAUCAUGAGGAGGUGCUGGGAUGAAAACGAAUAUGUGCUUUGCCCUCACUCAGCUGUGGCUGUAUGGCAUCACUACCACUGUCCUCACAGCCCUGGGGUCAACAGGUGUUAUGUUGCAACAGCAUCUCCAGCCAAGUUUCAGGCAACAGUGCUGAGGGCGGGUCUGACCUUUGACCUGCCUGAAGCAGUACUGGCCUUGGACAAGCUGCCCACCCGUUACCAGAACCUGGAGCGGAGCCAUAGCUGGUGCAAAGACUGGGAGGACAGACUGAGAGAGUUCAUCCAGUCUGUGAGUAUAGUCAGGAAGAGCGGAGGGGCUUAUUACACCUGAAAAUGACUGACUGGACAUCAAACAGCUAUAUAUGUGGAAGCUUGGGUGAUUCUGACAGUCUUUCAUUGAUCUAUGCAUUUUAUAAUCUGGAUUGAGUAAGUUAUAUUGAUGGUUAAAGUAUCUUGUUGUGUCUUUGGUAGUCUUUGAUCUGUAGUGUCAUGUGACUUGUCUUUGUCUUUGUACAGUAAAUGUAACACCACAAACCAUUCAAAUUGCUCAGUCUUCCUGCCACAAUUUUAACAAAAAUGUAAAGAUAUACUAAAGAAAAAAUCAAGAAGUGUCUGUUUUCAGAUAUCAUUUAACACUGAGGAGAAUUGUCAGCUACAAGUAACAGAGAAGGACUCUCUACACAGCCUUUGUUACAUAGAAACCCUCACUGAGACACUAAAUGGACAUGUAGGGAGGAUACAAAAUUGAAUACAUUUCAGAAUGAAGUUAAUGUUUUUAAUUUAUUUUCAUAUUUCUUUUUAUGAACUCCUUUAUGGAUAGAAGGCUGUUUUUGUAUUUCUACAUCUGUGAUUUCUGUAUUUCUUAAUUUCAUCUUUAAUUUAUUUCUGUAUUUCUGUGUGUAUAUGUUCAUUGGAUGGGUGGCCCAAACCCCAGUCUAAACAGAAUUGGUCAGUUGGAUGCAACAGACAGUAGCAAACGAUUCCUAUUAACUCUACAUGAGACAAGUUAACUAUGCUUGCCUUCCAUGAACUCCACACAAUGCUUUGAGUAAAGUUAGUCUGCCUUAUUGACACACAGACACAGAAAUACAGACACAAAGAAAUGUAAAAAUAGAGGAUAAAUAAACAAAUGUAGAAAGACACAAAUGUAGAAAUGGAUUUAUUUCUACAUGUAUACACUCACUGGCCACUGCUAGUAAAAGGUUGAACCCCCUUUAGACUUCAGAACUGCCUUAAUUCUUCAUAUCAUAUUUUCAACAAGGUGUUGGAAACAUUCCUCAGAGAUUUUGGUCCAUAUUGACAUAAUAGCAUCACACGGUUGCUGCAGAUUUGUCGACUGCACAUCCAUGAUGCCAAUUUCCUGUUCCACCACAUCCUAAAGGUUCUAUUGGAUUGAGAUCUGGUGACUGGAUACCAUUGGAGUGCAGUGAACUCAUUGUCAUGUUCAAGAAACCAGUUUGAGAUUAUAUGAGCUUUGUGACAUGGUGCAUUAUCCUGCUGGAAGUAGCCAUCAGAAGAUGGUACACUGUGGUCAUAAAGGGAUGAACAUGGUUAGCAACAAUAUCAAGGUUGGCUGUGGUGUUUAAACGAUGCUCAAUUGGUACUAAGGGCCUCAAAGUGUGUCAAGAAAAUAUCCCCCACACCAUUACACCACCACCAGCCCGAACCGUUGACACAAGGCAGGAUGGAUCCACGCUUUCAUGUUUUUUACGUCAAAUUUUGACCAUCUGAAUGUUGCAGCUGAAAUCGAGACUCAUCAGACCAGGCAAUGUUUUUCCAGUUUUCUAUUCUCCAAUUUUGGUGAGCCUGUGUGAACUGUAGCCUCAGUUUCCUGUUCUUAGCUGACAGAAGUGGCACCUGGUGUGGUCUUCUGCUGCUGUAGCCCAUCUUCUUCAAAGUUCCACUUGCUGCGCGUUCAGAGGUGGUAUUCUGCAUUCCUUAGUUGAAACGAGUGGUUAUUGGAGUUACUUUUGCCUUUCUAUCAUCUCCAACCAGUCUGCCCAUUCUCCUCUGACCUCAUAUCAACAAGGUAUUUUGAUGCACACAACUGCUGCUCACUGGAUAUUUUCUCUUUUUUGCACCAUUCUCUGUAAGCCCGAGAGAUGGUUAUGUGUGAAAAUCCCAGUAGAUCAUCAAUUUCUGAAAUACUCAAACCAACGCGUCUGACACCAACAACCAUGCCACAUUCCAAGUCACUUAAAUUCCCUUUCUUCCUCUGUCUGAUACUCCGUUUGAACUUCAGCAUAUUUCCAUGAAUACGUCUACAUGCCUAAAUACAUUAAGCUGCUGGCAUAUGGUUGGUUGAUUAAACAUUUGUGUUAACAAGCAAUUCAACAGGUGUACCUAAUUAAGUGGCUGGUGAGUGUAUAUUUUGUAUCAGUGACAUGUUUCAGCCUUGGGGUGGCGCCACAUAAGCAGCAAUAGAUUGAUUACAUAAGGAUAGGUUUUAGCUUACACUGACCUGCUAGUGUUGCUCAGUAGCCCAUCCUGUAGUACACAAUACUGACCCCCUGAUAGCAGAGCUGCUGCACCAUGCCCAAAACGAAUGGAAGUGAUAUGAAUUUUGUACCAACUCGUUUCUUGAAUCGUAAUGAAAUUAAUAAACUUAAUAUAUUUGUGGUA
This is a messenger RNA of Amphiprion ocellaris (clown anemonefish), 4802 nucleotides long. RefSeq names its product threonine synthase-like 2 (gene thnsl2). The transcript has 9 exons. Lineage: Eukaryota; Metazoa; Chordata; Actinopteri; Pomacentridae. Gene Ontology annotation, molecular function: pyridoxal phosphate binding. Gene Ontology annotation, biological process: 2-oxobutyrate biosynthetic process; dephosphorylation. The coding region runs from base 1045 to 2511 and encodes 488 amino acids. The record is from RefSeq and is a predicted model, not a curated record.